UCAUUGCCCUUCUGGUUGGCAUGGAGCCCGUCACCAAGUUUCCUAUUAGAAGGAAGGCUGAUGAUGAAAGAUGGGCCCCAGGUAGCAGGCUGUGUUGAAAAGUGGGCUCCAUGUCUGAAAAGGCAGAAGAUUAGACUACCAGAGCAGCAGACAACACCAUUUUAUGAACUAACAUCGACACAAGAGACACUCAGUCACUAACUGCAAAUUACGUUCUAACAUGUUUUAUCCAUCCUUACUGAGAUGAGCCACACAUUCAGCAAAAUUAUAGGAUAAGGUCCCUCCUUGACUGUACCACUUCAGACUGGUGUAGGGUGUGGUGGGGGAGAAGAAGAACAUCUUUAAUAGUCCUGCUAGAAAACUAGCACAUCAGGAAGAAAGGCCCUACUAUAUCAUCCUGAUGCGCAAAUUCUUUAUGUGUAGGAUGGUUUUUAAAUUUAAAUUAAGAAUAAAAACAUUACAGACUCAUAAUUACAUGGAUCAUAAUGAUGUUUAUGCCUGCAAAUUCUUUUGUACUGUAUGAUUCUAGAACAUUAACAUUGACUAUUUUUGAAUCAACAUAAACAUAUUGGCCAAUUCUCUCCCUGAUCUAACCCAAACAAUAUGUAUCAAUUUGUUCACAUAAAAUAUAUCCCAAACUCUGAACAGCCAUACAUUGUGAAUCUGAUUCCCCACCCCCCAUUCGGAGUUGCCAUUUUGGUUGCUGUUAAAUAACAGAAUAAUUAUUUCUAAACCAUUAGAGGUAACAAGAUCUUUUAGGCAUAUAUAGGGAUUCGGGAACCAAAUGCGAAUCUGGUGAUAUCCUAGGGAAUGAGGCCGCACCCCUUCCACAGUGCCACCAUCAUAAUCUGAAUGCACUCCCACCCAGCUGCUAUUUAUACAGUUGCCAUCCAAAGGACUGAGAUUCCUAGCAGGAUUGUCUUACUACACAGCAACAAUAGCACUGGAACCAGGACGACUGUGUGUCUGAGAAUGUGAGACAACCCAAAGGAAUUAACAGAUGUGUGGACCAUGAAUGAGGGAUACAGCCCCUCUUUGAUGAAAGAGAAGGUGUCCAGUCAAGAAUGGCACACUGGCUCCAAACUCCGGGGAAUCUCCUGCGGUGUCCGGUGUUGGUCUCACAAUGAGCAGCAGGAUGAGGAACGCUCUCUUAGAGUUGUGACUGGAGAUCAUUCCCAGCAACAUGGGAGUUCUAGUAAUAUAUAUAGGGGAUGCAAUGAGGGCAGCUGUGGUGCUGAGAGUGAGCAGUGUGAUGAUGGUUCAGAAGAUGGUGGGGAUAUGAGAUUCCAACCUGGGUUAGAAAAUGGAGGUGGGCAAGAUGUCCCCAACAGGUGUGGGGAUGGUUUGGACUUUGAUGAAGAACAGAGAUCCCACUCAGAAUCAGAUGUUAAUGAGAUCAAGCAAAUAAUCAAACUGCACUCCAACAUAGAGCAUAAACGAAUGUGUGGUAGCAGCUGGAAUGACUCUUCUGAUGUAGAUGCCAACAGGGGCUUAGGUGGGAAGAAUAACCAGCAUUUUCAUUUAGAUGACAAUGAGGAUCAAGAGUUGUCUUCAGACUUGGAUGGCGAUGAAAUCAACCAAGACUUGGAUGGAAACUCUAGUCACACUUUCCACCUAGAAGUGGAAGAAGACCCAAGUGUCCUGUCAGAAAUGGAGGCAGAAGCUGAUGUGGAUUCCAGUGAGGAGGCUGAUGCAGAAAUGGAUGACAUUAAUGAGGACUUUGAUUCAGAUGGAGAUGACUGUGGCCUCCAGCUGGAUUGCAGACGUGGUGGCCAAGAUGUGGUUGGGAGGACUGGUCAGCUGGAUGUCAACAGUGGCUCUUCUCUUGUGGGCACCUCAUCCAUUUUUCCUUCUGUGCCUGACAAACCCUACAGAUGUCCUGAAUGUGGAAAAUGCUUUGGCACAAGCUCUAUCCUGGGUCAACACCGCCGCAUACACAGUGGUGAGAAGCCCUACAAAUGUGGCGUCUGUGGCAAAUGCUUCACACGAGGUUCCACCUUCCUCCAGCACCAGCGGACACAUACAGGUGAGAAACCGUAUAAAUGCCCUGACUGCGGCAGAUGCUUUGGUCGGAGUUCCAAUCUCAUUCAGCAUCAGCGAGUACACACAGGUGAGAAGCCCUACAAAUGUGGUAUCUGUGAAAAGUCUUUCUCUCUGAGCUCUACUCUCAUCCAACACCAGAUUAUCCACACUGGUGAAAAACCUUACAAGUGUCCCGAUUGUGGCAAAUGCUUCAAUCGCAACUCCAACUUGCUAAAUCACCGGCGAGUGCACACAGGGGAGCGUCCCUUUGCCUGCCGUAUUUGUGGCAAGCGGUUUUCUGAAAGCUCCUCCCUUACCCAGCACCAGCGGACACACACUGGGGAGCGUCCUUUUCGAUGCAAUGACUGUGGCAAAUCAUUCUCUCUCAGCUCAACACUGAUCCAGCACCAUGUUACACACACAGGAGAGAAGCCUUAUGAGUGCCUGGAUUGUGGCAAGGCCUUUGGGCUUAGCUCCACCCUUUUGCGCCACCAGCGGGUCCACACUGGGGAGAAACCAUUUGAGUGUCAGGACUGUGGUAAAACCUUUGGUGUUAGUUCACACUUCUUGCAACACCGAAGAGUCCACACAGGCGAGCGUCCUUUUCAGUGUCCAGAUUGUGGGCGUGCAUUUAGCCAGCGGGCACACUUGGUGCUACACCAAAAGGUGCAUCGAAACGGGAUAGCCACUCCACCGCAGCACCAAACCCUUUAUAUUUGCAGCAACUGUGGUAAGAGCUUCCAACAGAGUUCACAUCUGGCACAACACCAGAGGGUUCACACUGGUGAGAGGCCAUACCGGUGUGAGGAUUGUGGGCAUAGCUUCUCCCAGAGUUCCAAGUUGCUAGAACAUCAGCGGGUCCACACUGGCGAAAGGCCAUAUGCCUGCAAGGACUGUGGACGCCGCUUUGGGCACAGCUCAGCACUUUCGCAACACAGGCGCAUCCACACAGGAGAGAGGCCAUACAAGUGCACUGACUGCGGCAAGUCCUUCACCCAGAGCUCCCACCUGGUGCAGCACCGGCGGACGCACACGGGCGAGAAGCCCUACGUCUGCGGCGACUGCGGCAAGGCCUUCUCGUGGAGCUCCAACCUGGCCCAGCACCAGCGCACCCACACGGGCGAGAAGCCCUAUGUCUGCCGCGAGUGCGGCAAGGCCUUCUCCCAGAGCACCAACCUCAUCAAGCACCAGCGCAGCCACACGGGGGAGAAGCCCUACCGCUGCCCCGAGUGCCCCAAGAGCUUCUACCGCUCCUCGGACCUCAUCCAGCACCAGAUCACGCACACCGGCGAGCGGCCCUUCAAGUGCGAGGAGUGCGGCAAGGGCUUCACCCAGAGCGCCAACCUGGUCAAGCACCGGAAGAUCCACGCCGGCGAGAAGCCCUUCCGUUGCAAUGACUGUGGCAAGACCUUCAUCCAGAGUUCGGAGCUCAUCCAGCACCAGCGCACCCACUCGGGCGAGAAGCCCUACCAGUGCCAGGAGUGCGGCAAGCGCUUCGGCCACGGCGCCACCCUGGUCAAGCACCAGCGCCUCCACAUGGGGGUGGAGCCCUACCGCUGUGCUGACUGUGGCAAGACCUUCGGGCUCAGCUCGGCGCUGGAGCGCCACCGGAGGUGCCACAGCGAGAGCCGCCCUUAUGCCUGCGGCGAGUGUGGCCAAAGCUUCUCCCUGGCCUCCAACCUCACCCUGCACUCCCGCAUCCACCGGGGCGAGAAACCCUAUCAUUGCGCCGACUGUGGGAAAUGCUUCGGCAUGAGCUCCACCCUCAUCCGCCACCAGCGCAUCCACACCGGCGAGAAGCCCUACGCGUGCCCCGACUGUGGCAAGGCCUUUGUCCGCAGCUCCCACCUCACCCAGCACCGCCGGACGCACACGGGUGAGCGGCCCUACCACUGCGAGGAGUGUGGCCGGCGCUUCUCUCAGAGCUCCAACCUCAUUACCCACCAGCGCAUCCACAUGGAGGAGCGCCCCCACGUCUGUCACGGCUGUGGGCAGCGCUUCGCCCUGGAGGAAGAGCUGCAGCGCCACCAGCAGGAGGAGAAUGGGAAAUGUGGGGCCAAAGAAGGGGCCAGAGAGCCAGAGGGUGACUGCUCAUCCCAGGUGAGCAAUGUGCGUGGGGAGAGCCAUGAGGAUGGCCAUGCGCCAGCAGUGCAUCAGGAGAGCGGUGCCACAUGCGCCACCUGUGAGCUGGCCUGCAAGGAUGCCACUGAGCUGGCUCAGCAUCAGAAGACGCAUGCUGCCCAUCUCUGUAACAUAUGUGGCCAGAGCUUCCAAGACGGAGCGACGUUAGCGCGACACCGGGAAAGCCACACCUCUUUUAUUUGCACGGAAUGUGGGAGGAGUUUUGGGGAUGCUGGCGCUUUGGCUUGCCACCAGGAGAAUCACGAAUCUUGGAUAUGUGGUGUUUGCGGGCAGAACUGUGAGGACAGCCUGGCCUUGUCGCAGCAUGAGGAAACCCACUCGUUGCACAUCUGUGGGGCAUGUGGGGAGAGCUUUGUGGACAGCAAGGUUCUUGAGCAGCACAAGGAGCGCGGUAGGUGCAAGGAGAACUCAGCACUCAUGUUUGCCCAGGAAUCUCCCAAGACUUUGGAGUGUCCUGAUUGCAGGGAGAGCUUUGGAGAUGGGGGUGCCCUUGUGGAACAUCGGGAAAUGCACGCAAAUUUGAUCUGCCUAGAAUGUGGGGAAAACUGCAAGGGUAGUUUGGAGAUGGAGGGUCACCGGAAAAGCCACGGGAAACCUCAUGCGUGCUCCGAGUGCAGGCAGGCCUUUGCUGACAGCUCAGCCGUUGUCCAUCACCAGAUCACCCACAUGCAGGAGGAACUGUAUAAGUGCUCAAAAUGUGAGGAGAGCUUCAGCAGCCUCUCAGCCCUGACUCGGCACCAGGGAGGAUGCACCUGUGGGAAGCUAUUCCAGUGUGUGGAGUGUGGGCAGGUUUUUGUGGAUGCCACGGCCCUCGCGCUCCACCGGAAGAGCCACAUGAGCAACAAAGCCCCUGAAUGUCUUGCAGCUGGAGAAUCUUUCAGUACUGCCUCGGAUGUUACCAUACAUCAGAGGACCCGUAUGGAGGAAUCCCAUGAGAUAGGUGUUGCUGUGCAUCAGGAAACCUGCCUCAGAGAAAAGCCCUCCAGUGAAAACUCCCUUUCUAGCUCACAUCCGAGUAUCCUACAGGACGAGCAGCCACUGAAGGUCCACUUGAGUCUUAAUGCACACCAGAGCACCGACUCAGAAGACAACGUUGUUGAUAGUACAUGUCAGAGAAUACUCGUGGAAGAUAAAUUGUCCUCAUCUGGGCCUUGCCUCCAGGACAGCUCAGCUCUUCCCUCGCACCUGAAAACACACCUUGAAGCAGAGCCUUGCCUAGUUCCCCAGGGCAACUGUUCACCUAAAGAAAGCUCCACAGUUGCUCUGCCCCAGAAAAGAACUGACAGGCCUGCUCCAGUGUCCACUGAAAUGGCUGCCCUCAUCCGGCACCCAAGCACCAAGCCUUACAAGUGCCAUGACUGUGAACAAAGCUUUGUGGACGCCACUGGCUUGUCCCACCACCAGAUCAGCCACAUGAAGGAAAAGUUGCUGAAAUGCCCUGAAUGUGGGGCUGGCUUUCCGGACAGGCUGGCUCUGAUCCGGCAUCAGGUGGAACACACGACAGAAAAGUCCAGGAGUGUGCGGCAUCAGGCCAGGAACCACCACGGCAAGGAGAGAGGCCACGGGAGUCCUCUGGAGUUUGGGGAGAGUUUCACCGAGAUCUCGGCCAUCCUUUUGCAGAGGAGAAGCCCUGUCUCUGAAAGAGGCACACCCCAGCGGCCGAAGGACUGUGGGACUGAUGGAAAGCGAAGCUCAGGCGAUGUUCUAGAAGCAACGGAGCCUUACUUUCAUCUUGACUUGGGGAAAAACUCAAGUGCCAGCACUGUGUUGGCACCACACCAUAUCCAGCAGGAGAGAGGCAGAUACUUUGCGCAUCCCGAGUCUGGGAAGAUCUCUAGGAACAGCUCAAUACUCCUGCAGCACCUCCAGAAUCACACGGCAGAGAAACCAUGAUUCCCUGGAGGUUAUGGGGCAUGAGAAUUCCAGAGUGGUGAUGGGUGUGAACCAUACCUUCUUCUGCCAUUCCUCCCCUGAUGCUCAGGACAUGCUAAGUUGGGGAGCAGGUGGGCAUAAUUGGGGGCAUCAGGUGGGUCAAGGGUUGGGGAACAUGUCCUAGUUGGAGAAAAUAUAUUACAGACAUGAUUAUUAGGGUGGGGAUGGUUCAUGAACAGAAGUGAAAAUAGGUGCUGCAUUCACACGUAACGUGGAACCGUGGGUCUAAUGGACGCAUGGCUCUGUUCCCCACUCCUGCUCUCCUGUCUGAAUUCAGAUGUAAGGGGGAGCACUCUCUCUGCAGUCAGCAAGACUGCAGAGAGGAGGAGGAACUGGCUGUGCGGGUUUCCUUCUUGCAGGAAGAUAGCCCUCACAGCUAAUCCCAGCCAGAGCUGAGGGAGAAACUUCUUCCCUCAACUCUGGUUGAAGGGGAUGCAGCCUGUGGUUUCAAAUUUGGAUGCAAUGCACCUUGGGUUGUGGCGACAAAACUCACUACAACCUGAGGAUUCAGACUGGAGUCUGAAAAAUAGAAAUUUGGAUUGGUUGCUGCAUGGAACCAGAGUUGCACGCAUUCGCACAUAACACUAGGACAACCUCUGGCUCCUUCAACUCUGGUUCCAUGUUGCAUGCGAAUGCAGUCAGGAUGUUUGACGUUCUAGCAGACAAUGCAGAAUGAGAAACCCUUACAUGUUUUGUUACCAGCAAAUCACAGGGUGAGUCCACCUGUCCGGAUAUCCUCCCUCUUCUUUUUAAAAACUCAUUUUCCUGGUUUUCUCCCCCAUCCAUGCAAAAAACCUUCCCAAGAGAUCUGUAUGAACUCAGAUCUCUUAUUGUGUGGAAUGAACAGAAGCUGACGCAGGUGGCCUUGUACUCAAUGCAGGGCACACUAGGAAAGAUUGCUGAGGGCAGGGGGUGUGGAUGUGAGAGGACAGACAAGAAAGCGGGGAGGUCUUCCAUGUUCUGUGUCUUCCCCCUCGGCUCAUUGGAGAUUUCAGUAUUCGCUGGAAUAGCGAUCUCAUUUUGUACAGAUUUGUGGAAAAGUUGGGAUGGGAGAUGUUUCUUUUGCAUUCUACCCCACAAAAUGGCUGCCUUCUGUACUUCCUGUCACAUGACCUCUGCUGCUGACAUGUGACAUCUUAGGUUACCCCCUUUCCCCACAUUGCUAAGACUUCAAAAGUGGAUUAAGUACUAUUGAACUUGAUUUAUAUUUUCUUUCCCAUGGCAUGGUUUGGUUGAUACCAAUGGAUGAUAUCAGUAAACCAGGCUACUCUGGUGCCACAUAUCUCCCAAUUUCUACUUAUUUGUCUCGUAUUACACCGUGAAGUAAAGCCUAAAGGUAACAAAAAAUCUAGAAAGUGAAGUUGGAAGGGAUCCCCUAUGGAUUAUUUUGUCCAGGAUUGGGAAGCAUUUGGCCUCUGUGUUGCUCAUGUGCACAUGUUAGGAUUCUGAGAAUUCCAGUUCUUGUUUUUUAUAAAAAGCAUAGCAUUAGUCCUCAUGAAUAAGAAGUUGGUUUCCAGUAAAGAAUGGGUAGAAAGCUAUGGAUGUCCUCCCUCACAAUGCCUUGGGAUUAACAUGUGGAACUUGCAGUCACAAAACAUUGAGAAUAUGACUUGUAUGACAGAUUUAUAGCCCAGCUUAUUUCCUGAGACAUAUUCAUUCUUCUCAGAAGGCUUGUGGCUUCAGCCACUGUGGCUGGGGAUGAUGGGAGCUGUAGUCCAUCAACAAGGUUGGGAAUCUCUGAAGUGUAUGGCCAUAGACCUUUAGGGACAGAAGGAGGGAUGUUCAUGCGAUGGAUGUACAUAAUCAUGGUCUCGUGGCUAUCCCUGUAGCAUCUAGAACUGAUAGUAUGCAGGAAUGGAUGGACCAUUGCCAUGAUCCAAUAUGGCAGCCUUGGAUUCCCAGGUUUCUCUAGCCUCACAUUCACACCAUUCCAUCUUGAUUGUCUUCAACUCUGCUAGGCGAAAUUCAUCUGUUUUUGAAUGUGGGAGGAAAAAAGAAAUUCCCCUUUUAUAUUAAUUAGAUCUUCUAGUUUUCAGUACACUCAGUAGAACUCUGACUCCCUGGUAUUGUUUUUGUCAUUAAAUUUUUAACAGAGAUUUCCCAUCUGGGUUCAAUUUUGGGUGGAGCAGCCAUUCAGCACCAGUGUCUACCUCACCAAUACAAGUUGGACCAUGUUGUCCUCACUGGAAUUACUGUUGAGUACUUUGUACCCAGAAAGUGCUGUAGAGAAGCGGAGUAGUGAUCCUCAAAGACAGCAAAACAAGCUAUUUACCGGUGGAACUCUCCUGCACAGGAUAUCCAUGGUAACAUUUAUAGUAAAGAAGAUUUUCUAAAUCUCAGAAUGUUCCUCAUAUCUGUGAAUCCUUCUUCGUCCCGUCCCCCCCCCGCCGGUGACUUUUAAAAAAUGAAUAAUCUCCCAUCCCAGUACCACUUUAAUUUCAAGAUCCUUCCAGUGCCAGCAUCUACCUCACUAGUUCAGCUGGGUGUACUAUGAGCCUUUGAAGGGGAGAGGAGGCGGGAAGACAGCCAGUUUGCCUCUCUUGAGCCUCCAGUCAGUGGAACUCCCUGUUGCAUGAUAUCCAUGGUAAGCCUGAGAGUCUAGUGGGAUGAAGAUCAAGAUCAGCAACUGUAGCAGUAGUUAGUUGCAUGCCAAAUGAGGCCCACCUCCAAGGCAGUGAUUUUCAACAUGUUCUGCUCCUGGCCAUCAAGGGACUGAAGCUCCCCAAAACUCUUCUGGCUUGUACCAUAGCUGCAGAUUUCCCCUCAUUCCACAAUGCACUUGUGUCGAGCCUGUGCAGGCCCUCAGCCAGUCUGCACUGCAGUUGGAGGCUGAAGGUGCAGCUAGUCUGCAUGGCCUCAGGAACAAUGGUGGUGCAGGAUUAUCCCAUGAUGCCACACCAUUCUUGCUUCAGUACUAGUGUACUACCAAGUCUUGCAUUAUGUGGUGCUUCCAAUUUGGCCAGCUUCCUGCAGAACCGGAGAAGGCAUCCCAGAUUCCUCGGUCACAAGGUGGGUUGCCCAGGCUUGAGUGUCAAAAAACUUUGGUUCAUUGAGAGCCUCUCCUACUGAGCUUAUUGAGGAUGAGUGAGAUAUAAUAAUUAUUUUUCUCUCUCCUUCCUCAUCUUCAUGCCCCCCCCCCCCCGGCUUUCUCUCUCUUUCCUUUCCUCCUUCAGUCACAAUGCCUUUCAUUCCAGCUUAUGUGGGUUUCUCCCCUUUAUUUCUAACAUUACAAUCCUAUGCAUGUUUACUCAGAAGUGAGUCUCACAGUGUUCAGAAGUGGCUUACUCCUAGGAAAGUGUGCGCGGGAUUGCAGCCUUAAGCGCUCAUCUUCUGAAACUCAGGGCUAGCAUCUCUUUCCAACCCCUCCAAAACGGCAAACGGCAACUUCUCCCUCCACAGCAUCCAAAUGAGAACUGUGUAGGAAUCUCUCCAUAUAUUUAUGUCGGUGACUUUUUUGUUUUUUGGAGGGGGGGGGCGGUUGUUGUGGUAGCAGAAUUCAUUACCUUUUGCCUGAUCACUUCUGCUUGAUCCAGUCGGCGGUGCUGUCGGUCACUGAAUUUUCUCUGUAAUAUUAGGAAUGUAUAAAACCCGAGACGAAUACAAACUCAAAGCUGGUUUAUUCCGA
Messenger RNA from Hemicordylus capensis (graceful crag lizard), 9721 nucleotides. RefSeq names its product zinc finger protein 91-like. The record is from RefSeq and is a predicted model, not a curated record. Gene Ontology annotation, biological process: regulation of immune system process; negative regulation of transcription by RNA polymerase II; regulation of cytokine production. Bases 1012 to 6057 code for a protein of 1681 amino acids. NCBI's taxonomy places the organism in Eukaryota, Metazoa, Chordata, Lepidosauria, Squamata, Cordylidae. The transcript has 4 exons.